UGUAUGCAACCUGUGAAGACCUGUUUCGCUUGAAUGGCUAUCACACAGUGACGUUAGACAACAAGCGGCUGCUCAAUGACUUGCUUUUGGCUCAGUGACGCAAAAGGCGCCCAAAAAGGGCACACACUCAUCUGCAUUUAUCCCUCAGAUGAGAUGCUAUUUAAAGGCCUCGGACUCACACCGCAGUACAUCUUUAAACCAUGAAGACAGACAGCAGCGCAGGCCAGGCGACACCCUUCAGCGGCCGGAGGCAGAGUUUGAUUGAGGAUGCCCGGCGGGAGCGCAGCAUUGGAGGAGGAGGUUCGGCGGAGCCCUCCCGGGGCGUGGACGCGCGUGUUUUCGAGGAGAAGGAGGGCCGGGUGACCCUCAACGUACUCUUCAACCUCAGCAACGAGAAGAAUGCGGGGUUUUUUAAGACGGGUAAAAUAUUUGAGACAUUCGACGCCAAACUCCUCCACGUUGAGAGCCGGCCGGGAAGGAGGUCAAAGAACAGCACGUCCGACUUGGAGUUCUUUGUUAAGUGUGAGGUGAACAGCUCCGACCUGGAUGUCUUUGUUAACUCGCUGAAGAGAGUGGUGGAUAACGUUAGGUCUAUCCCGGAGGAAAAGGUCCCCUGGUUCCCUCGACAGAUAAAGGAGCUGGACAGAUGCAACUUGUUGAUAACCAAAUUCGAUCCAGACAUAGACGAGGAUCAUCCGGGCUACACAGACGCAGAAUACAGGAAGCGACGCUCCUUCAUUUCAGAGCUGUCCUACAGAUACAAACAGGGUGAACCACUGCCCGAGGUGGAGUACACAGCAGAAGAAACAGCCACAUGGAGGGAGGUGUACAAGAAGCUGCGGAACAUCUACCCCAAUCUGGCCUGCCGACAGUUCCUGGAUGGCCUGCAGCAAUUGGAGCGCGAGUGCGGCUACAGUGAGGAGCGCAUCCCUCAGCUCAGAGACAUUUCCGCCUUCCUCAAAGAGAAAACAGGCUUCCAGCUGCGUCCAGUCGCAGGCCUGCUCUCUGCCAGGGACUUCCUCGCCAGUUUGGCUUUCCGAGUGUUUCAGUGCACACAGUACAUUCGCCACGUGUCGGCGCCCAUGCACUCCCCUGAGCCGGACUGCUGCCAUGAGCUGCUCGGUCACAUCCCAAUGCUAGCAGACAAAGAGUUUGCCCAGUUUUCCCAGGAGAUUGGACUGGCCUCGCUUGGAGCAUCACAGGAAGACAUUGAGAAAUUAUCCACGCUAUAUUGGUUCACUGUGGAGUUUGGCCUCUGCAAACAGAAUGGAGCAGUAAAAGCGUAUGGCGCAGGACUUCUCUCAUCCUAUGGAGAACUUGUGUACGCCCUGUCCAACGAGCCAGAGUACAAGCCAUUCAACCCGGAGGAGACUGCCGUGCAGCCAUACCAGGACCAAAGCUACCAGCCGGUAUACUUUGUCUCGGAAAGCUUUGAAGACGCAAAGAUUAAAUUGAGAAAGUACUCUACAACAAUUAAGCGGCCAUUUGUGGUGCGCUAUGAGCCUAUCACCUGCAGUGUGGACGUUCUGGAUCAGCCCAAUAAGAUCCAAAUUGCUCUGUGUAAGACGCGAGAAGACCUGAAGAUGCUGCAGGGCGCCUUGGAGAAGCUCAGCUCCUCCUGGGAACACGACCAGACCAAAAGACUGGAGUCAAAUUACAUCCAUUCAAAAUAAGAUUCCAAAUUUCCAGUUGAAUUGCCUCAAAUUGCCGUCUCUGGUACUUGGUCUACUGUGACAGAAAUAAACAUUUAUUUUUCA
This is a messenger RNA of Phyllopteryx taeniolatus (common seadragon), 1757 nucleotides long. RefSeq names its product tyrosine hydroxylase 2 (gene th2). Gene Ontology annotation, molecular function: iron ion binding; tyrosine 3-monooxygenase activity. Lineage: Eukaryota; Metazoa; Chordata; Actinopteri; Syngnathiformes; Syngnathidae. The record is from RefSeq and is a predicted model, not a curated record. Bases 201 to 1673 code for a protein of 490 amino acids. Gene Ontology annotation, cellular component: axon; cytoplasm; perikaryon. The transcript has 12 exons. Gene Ontology annotation, biological process: dopamine biosynthetic process from tyrosine.